Abrus precatorius (Indian licorice) is the source of this 2445-nucleotide messenger RNA. RefSeq names its product G-type lectin S-receptor-like serine/threonine-protein kinase At4g27290. Bases 1 to 2445 code for a protein of 814 amino acids. Gene Ontology annotation, biological process: recognition of pollen; protein phosphorylation. The record is from RefSeq and is a predicted model, not a curated record. Gene Ontology annotation, molecular function: protein serine/threonine kinase activity; ATP binding. The transcript is spliced from 7 exons. NCBI's taxonomy places the organism in Eukaryota, Viridiplantae, Streptophyta, Magnoliopsida, Fabales, Fabaceae.
AUGGAUAUUCUUUCUUUAUUGAUCACUGUUCCAUGUAUACUUAUCCUCUUUCUCAGAGUUUCCACAGCAGUUGAUACCAUUCAUAUGUCUCAGUCCAUUAGUGAUGGCAUGACCCUAGUUUCCCGAGGUGAAACAUUUGAACUUGGUUUCUUCAGUCCCGAGAACUCCAACAAACGUUACCUUGGAAUUUGGUACAAGAACAUUCCACUUACGACAGUUGUUUGGGUUGCAAAUGGUGCCAUCAAUGAUUCCUCAGGCACCUUAACACUGAACAGCACAGGCAACCUUAUUCUCAGACAACAUGACAAGGUUGUUUGGUUGACAACAUCUGAGAAACAAACACAAAAUCCAGUGGCACAGCUUCUAGAUUCAGGGAACCUUGUGGUUAGAGAUGAGAAUGAUGCAAACCCAGAUGCUUAUUUGUGGCAAAGUUUUGAUUACCCUUCAGAUACAACACUGCCAGGGAUGAAGUUGGGAUGGAACCUCAAGACUGGUCAAGAAUGGAGAAUGACAUCUUGGAAGAGUCCUAAUGAUCCCUCCCCUGGAGACUUCUAUUGGGGCCUUUUGCUUCAUAAUUAUCCUGAGUUUUAUCUAAUGAAGGGAACACAAAAGUUUGUGAGAAUUGGACCCUGGAGUGGCCUAUAUUUCAGUGGUAUACCAGAUCAAAAGCCUAACCCCAUUUAUGAUUUCAACUACAUAUCCAAUAAGGAUGAGAUUUACUACAAUUAUAGUCUUGUGAAUGAAGCUGUGAUCUCAAGAUUGGUCAUGAAUCAAACCACUUCGACUUGUACGCGAUACGUAUGGAUGGAGGAUGAUCAAAUCUGGAAGGUAUAUAAAUCACUGCCAAAAGACAAUUGUGACUUUUAUGGCACCUGUGGAGCCUAUGGGGCUUGCACGAUUGCAGGCUCCCAAAUAUGCGAAUGUUUAGAAGGGUUUAGUCCUAAGUCACCACAAGCAUGGAACUCAUCUGAUUGGACUGAAGGAUGUGUCCGCAAUAAACCACUAAACUGCACUAACAAACUCAAGGAUGGAUUUAUGAAAGUGGAAGGAGUAAAAGUGCCAGAUACUACACAUACUUUAGUAGAUGAGACAAUUGGCCUAGAAGACUGCAGAGUCAAGUGCUUGAAUAAUUGUUCUUGUAUGGCUUAUACUAACUUUGACAUAAGAGGAAAAGGUAGUGGCUGUGUCAUGUGGUUUGGCAAUCUAAUUGAUAUUAGGCAGUUUGAUAAUCAGGGGCAGGAUCUGUAUAUUCGAAUGGAUGCUUCAGAAUUGGGAGAACAAGAUGGGCGUAGGAAGUAUGUGAUGAUAAUAGUUGGUACCACCAUUGCUGCAAUAUCAGUGAUGAUUUUUAUUGGAUGUUGUCGUAUCUACAUUGUCCGGCCCAUGAAUUCGCAAAUUCUAUUAGGUGAUCAAAAUAGAGGAGGUAACGAGGAUGAUCUCGACCUGCCACUGCUUGACCAUUCAACAGUAGUCACUGCCACAGAUAACUUCUCAAUAAAGAACAAGAUUGGAGAAGGUGGUUUUGGACCUGUAUACCAGGGAAGAUUGGUAAGUGGACAAGAAAUUGCUGUGAAGAGGCUUUCAAGAAGUUCAGGACAAGGAAUGACAGAGUUUAAGAAUGAAGUAAAACUGAUAGCAAAACUUCAACACCGAAAUCUUGUCAAGCUUCUUGGUUGUUGCCUUCAGGAACAAGAUAGAAUGCUGGUUUAUGAAUACAUGACUAACCGUAGUUUGGAUCGGUGGAUUUUUGAUGAUACAAAAAGCAAAUUGUUAGAUUGGCCUAAGCGCUUCAACAUUAUCUGUGGAAUUGCUAGAGGUCUUCUCUAUCUUCAUCAAGAUUCUAGAUUGAGGAUAAUUCAUAGAGACCUUAAAGCAAGCAACGUUUUGCUUGAUGACCAGAUGAACCCAAAAAUAUCUGAUUUUGGCAUUGCCAGAAUUUUUGGAGGAGAUCAGACAGAAGGAAAUACUACAAGAGUAGUUGGAACUUAUGGUUACAUGGCACCAGAAUAUGCUGCUGAUGGACUAUUUUCUAUAAAAUCUGAUAUUUUUAGCUUUGGUAUUCUACUGCUGGAGAUAAUAAGUGGAAAGAGAAGUAGAGGUUUCUAUCUUGACAGCCACUCUCCUAACCUUGUCACUCAUGCAUGGAGUCUGUGGAAAGAGGGAAGGCCAUUAGAAAUGUUUGACUCAGACAUAGAAGAUUCUUGUGUUCUAUCAGAGGUAUUGCGAUGCAUCCAUGUAAGUCUUUUAUGUGUCCAACAACAUCCAGAGGAUAGGCCUGUCAUGCCUUCUGUGGUUCUAAUGUUAGGGAGUGAUAGUGAAUUAGCUGAGCCAAAACAACCUGGUUUCUAUGUAAAGAAUGAUUCAACUGCAACAACUUCUUUCACUGGUCGAAGUGAUGUGAUCUCAACCAAUGAAAUGACUAUCACCUUGUUAGAAGCCAGAUGA